CACUGUUCAUAACCGUCGCUCUCGCUCGCCCUACCCUAUCGAUUGAAUCCUUUGGCAUGCACUCGUGACGAACGGCUUGUGGUAGGCCGUCAUUACCAAUCAACAUUGAGGAGUGAUCUGGAACCAAGUCAACAUGCGGACUGUUAUUCUUGGCACGAUCUUUGCUGGCCUUACGACCUCGCUCACACUGGCGGCAACCGCAGCGCAAUGUUACUAUCCGGAUGGCUCAGAAUCGACAGAUGUCGCAUGCAACGCAACAGCCGCUGCUGCCACGGGAGGCUAUUCAGCUUGUUGCUCUAGCAGCUCAUAUUGCAUGGACAAUGGGCUAUGUCUCGACACAGGAAUCCUCAAGAGAAUGAGCUGUACAGACAAGACAUUCAAAGAUAAGACAUGCCCACAAUAUUGCAUAACAGAAAAUAUGGGCGAUCCCUACGCCGUCACACCAUGUACAGCAACCACAUUCACCUGCGGCAUCUCCCCAGCAAACUGCAGCGUAGCAGCCUCCGUCUUCCCAGUUACCGACCUCAAAGAAAUCGUCCUCAAAGCCGACCAACUAGCAACCGCAAUGUCCGCAGCCGGCCUCCCAACCUCAAGCAUCGAUCCAACCUCAACUCCAACCGAAACCCUUCCAAUCCUCACAGUCACCGCAACAGGAACCCUCACACCCGCAAACCCCGCGGCGAAAUACACCAUAACCCAACUCAUCGGCGUCGGAGCCGGGCUCGGAGUUCCUAUGCUACUCGCCAUUGGUGUUCUAACGUACCUCCUCGUCGCAGAGAAACGUCGACACAGCGUACGAGAAAUAGGCGAAGGGGCUUUUCGUCCCCCACCGACUAUGGAAUCCCGUGAUGGGAAUAGCUGGAGCGCAUGGAGUGAGACGACGAAAGUUGGAACUGUACCGAGGAUUCCGACAUUCGACUCACAUCGACUCCAAGAUCUAGAAGGGAGACCGAAGGGAGGACAGAAUUCGAGGAAAUCGAGUUUGGCGUUGAGUAGUAAUAGGGGUAGGUGAUUAGUAGUCCUAGUCCAGCUACGGUGUUUUGGGGUGUGGGAAGCGUGUACUGGGAGGCACUUUUGUUUGACGCGUAAUUGGCGAUGAAGCUAUGAUGUAUACUUAUUUCCACACAAAGUUGUAUCUGCGAGCCCAGAAUUUGAAACCUAGGAACGAGUAGUGGUGAAUGCAUAAUGAGAGGAAAGCGAUACACUGCACUAAGACCGAUAAAAUCUGAACAGCUGCCUUCUUCCUAUUGAAAUGGUGUCCUUGGGCAGCAAGAAAAGUCAAGAUCUGAUCGAGCGUCUCGUAAGCACGGGCGUCUAAGAGGUUUAAAGAUCUGUGAUCUAUGAUGUUAUAAAAUCGAUUGUCUGCAAUCCUGUGGAGGCAACUCCGUGUGGCCGGACGAUGCAUGCGAUGCAUUGUCCAGGUUCUCCUCAACUCUUCCUGCUGCGAAGCACGGGCUUGCGGUGCAUGUCCCGUGCUAUAGGCAGCAAUCUCCAAAUCGCGCACCGACAAUUGCCAUUCUGCUCUUUCCGCUCUGCAUUUCCUGGUCCAGGUCAAGUCUAGACUGUGCUACUAGUCAAGGCUGUUGCAUGCGGCUCGCUGAGCUAUGGUAGCGCCGUGAUCAGGCUGCAGGACACAAUUUCAUCUGCGGGCCGUUGCAUCACAUCCACCUCCACCUCCAUCUAUGACCUGCGGAGCCGCAUGCGGUUCAGAAGCCUUGGCAAUAUAUCUCUUGUUGAGGAGGCACGGUAGAUUCCAUGUCUUUGGUGGUCAAUCGCAGCAUCAUCGAAAUCAUUCUGCAGGGCUCUUGGAUCUUCUGCGGAACAAUGGAAGUCCAGAUCGAUUUGAG
Cercospora beticola is the source of this 1847-nucleotide messenger RNA. RefSeq lists its product as uncharacterized. The record is from RefSeq and is a predicted model, not a curated record. Lineage: Eukaryota; Fungi; Ascomycota; Dothideomycetes; Mycosphaerellales; Mycosphaerellaceae.